AUGUCGACAAAUAUUCGUCAACAAUUCGCUUGUGAUAAGGCUGUCGCCGAUCGAUUCAACUCGUUGGAUCAACGCAACAUUGUACAAUGCCAAUACAUCUGGAUUGAUGGAACUGGGGAGAAUCUUCGUUGCAAGACGCGAUCGAUUGACUUUGUGCCUCAACACCCUGAUGAAUUGCCAGUCUGGAAUUUUGACGGCUCAUCAACUGGACAAGCUCACGGAGCCGAUUCGGAUGUGUACAUCAAGCCUGUCGCCAUUUACCCUGAUCCCUUCCGCCGUGGAAACAACAAGCUCGUGAUGUGUGAGACUUUGGACAACAAGAAGCAACCAACUGCUACCAAUCAUCGGCGCAGGUGCAACGAAAUGAUGGAGAAGUGCAAGGAUCAGCACCCAUGGUUUGGAAUGGAACAGGAAUACACGCUGUGUGACAUCGAUGGACACCCAUUCGGCUGGCCCAAGAAUGGUUUCCCCGGACCACAAGGACCCUACUACUGCGGAGUUGGCGCCAACAAAGUCUACGGACGGGAUAUCGUCGAAGCCCACUACCGAGCGUGCAUUUAUGCUGGAAUCCAGAUCUCGGGAGAAAACGCUGAAGUGAUGCCUGGACAAUGGGAGUUUCAAGUUGGCCCCUCCGAGGGAAUUCAAAUGGGUGAUCAGCUCUGGAUUGCUCGCUUCCUCUUGCAUCGUGUCGCUGAAGAAUUCGGGGUUCUUGCCAACCUCGACCCAAAGCCUAUUAAGGGAGACUGGAACGGUGCUGGUUGCCACACCAACUUCUCCACUCAAGCCAUGCGAGAAGAAGGAGGAAUCAACGAGAUCAUGGAAGCCAUCAAUCGCCUGUCGCUUGUUCACAAUCAGCACAUCGCUUAUUACGAUCCACAGGAAGGCCGAGACAAUGAGCGUCGCUUGACUGGACAUCACGAAACGGCCUCCAUCACCCAAUUUUCGCACGGUGUCGCAUCACGUGCCUGCUCCAUCCGCAUUCCUCGUCAAACCGAUGAUGAGGGCAAGGGCUACUUUGAAGAUCGUCGACCAUCAUCAAACUGUGAUCCAUACAAGGUGACUGCUGCUUUGGUUCGUACAUGCUGUCUAGAGGGAGCCGAACGCAAGCUUUCGAUGAUGUAUGUCCCGUCGCAAGGGAAAAAU
Mesorhabditis belari is the source of this 1143-nucleotide messenger RNA. The record is from the annotation of a GenBank genome assembly. NCBI's taxonomy places the organism in Eukaryota, Metazoa, Nematoda, Chromadorea, Rhabditida, Rhabditidae.